This is a messenger RNA of Lucilia sericata (common green bottle fly), 4953 nucleotides long. It is a transcript of the gene gprs, whose product is annotated as serine-enriched protein. Lineage: Eukaryota; Metazoa; Arthropoda; Insecta; Diptera; Calliphoridae. Gene Ontology annotation, molecular function: protein binding. The record is from RefSeq and is a predicted model, not a curated record. Bases 144 to 4109 code for a protein of 1321 amino acids. The transcript is spliced from 10 exons.
CUUCAACCAAACGGUUCGCAAACUUCAAUAAAAUUUUAAUAAUGAAAUAAUAUUAAGCGACUAAACGGAUUUUUCAAAUAUUUAUUUUGAAAUCCGUUGAAACGUCCCAAAAAAAAAUUCAAAAUAUUUUAGUUGAAACCCCAAUGCCUGAAGCUUUAACAUUACCCGGUAUGGCUGACGCAGAGCCGGACUUAUCUACUUUUGAAAAUAAAACUGGACUGGCGGAGGAUAUGAAAUUUCUGGCCUCUAUGCCAGAGUUGUGUGAUGUAACAUUUUUGGUGGGUGACACACGAGAGCCAGUAUGUGCGGUGAAGGCCGUUUUAGCUUCCCGUUCAAGGGUCUUUGCCAAAAUGCUUUAUGCUGCUCCCUCGCCGCAAAGAAAACGCGAAACCUCAACCAAGGAAAAUAAGUUGCGUUUAUUCCUUAAACGUUCCUCGGAGCCUUUAUUGAAUUUACAAAAUGCUGCUCAACAGAGAAGUGGUUUUACCCAACAAUUAUCUCCGAUACCUGAGCCUGCGGGUCAACAACAUCAAACCUUGAUUAUAGAAGAAUUUGAACCGGAUGUUUUCCGUCAACUAAUCGAAUACAUACAUACAGGAUGUGUAACCCUACAGCCCCGAACUUUGUUGGGAGUUAUGAAUGCUGCCGAUUAUUAUGGUUUGGAGGAACUGAGACGGGCCUGUGGUGGUUUUGUCCAGUGUUGUAUUAAUGUGGAUACGGUUUGCGCUUUAUUGUCCUCGGCCGAACGUUAUAUCCAGUACAAAUGUACUAAAAGUUUGGUUCAGAAAGUUUUGGAAUUUGUCGAUGAACAUGGCAAUGAAGUUUUGAAUUUGGGUAGUUUUACUCUAUUGCCUCAACAUGUGGUUAGAUUGAUUUUGGCCCGUGAAGAACUAAGAGCCGAUGAGUUUACCAAGUUUCAGGCAGCUUUAAUGUGGAGCAAGAAAUAUAAUGAUAAUAAUCCGAAUAUCGAUAUGAAAGAGAUUUUGGGUAAUUUCCUGGAAUAUAUACAAUUCCAUAAAAUACCCGCCAAUGUUUUGAUGCGUGAAAUACAUCCUUUGGGUUUGGUGCCCUAUUCCAUUAUAAUGAAUGCUUUGGCCUACCAGGCAGACCCAGAAAGUAUCGACCCCGGAAAAUUGUCUCCCAACUCUAGUCGAACACAUGGACGUCACAAACACAAUCAAUCCCUGCCAAAAAUACGCAAAGCUAAAUCGCAAAGUUUUCGCACACGCCGCAGUCCCAGCGAUCGCCGCAGUCCCAUAAAUCCUCAGGGACCUUUGACUUUGAAUGCCAUGCUGACGACCAACGAUAAGGGGCUUAGUCCUCAUACACCCAAAAGUCCCAUAUUGCCGCAUCCUGAAUCGAAAAGUCCGGGUAGUGUGUCACAGAAAACGCCCACCACUUUAUCCAGACAGGGCACUUUAAGGGCUUCACACAAACGCAAAAGCAGCAUGACCGGUUCUUUAUCCUUGGCCCAGGGUAGAAAAAGUCCGGUGGGUUUUAAUAAUGAUCGCAGUCCUCAGGGACGGCGCAGUCCUCUACUUGUAGCCAAUGAUCGUUUAAAAUCACCCAAUGAAUUGCCUUUGCAUUUGGGUUUUGGUUCAACCACACCUACCGCCAGAUCACCUACAGGAGAUAGACGCAGUCCCACCUUCAGCAUACACACCCAGGAAAGACGCUCUCCAGUGGGAAGUGCUGCUCCUUUGGAUUUUUCUCAGAUGUCACGCAGAAGUCCUACUUCUACGGUGCAUGUACAAGAUGCUCAUGGUAGAUCCACCUGUGAUGCGGCCACAGAACCAGAUGAUGCUCGCACUCCCACCAGCUACAAGAGACCUUCUAUCAAUCUUUUCACACCAAUUUAUUUCAGUGGCGAUAAACGCAGUCCCAUAGGUCCCAUACCGCCCAUAACGGUUUCCAAUCCAGCCGAAACCUAUCGCAUGGCCGAAAGCAGCAAUAUGGAAAAAUCUCUAGAAAACCAAAAGCUCUUGGAGCAACGUGAACGGGAGGAGCAGGAAAAAGCUGAAGCAAAGUCCGGCGCCGAUGCCAAAGAUCAACAGCAGCAACCGGAAAAGAAGAGCGUAAUGCGUGAGAUUUUGGCUUUUGUGCGCAAACCCUCAAAACACAUAUCGACGCGCACGAAUCGCUUUGCUAAUGCUUUUACCAGAGCCGAAUCGGGUACAUCUAGUGGACCGCUAAUACGCCAAAGUACUUUUUCAGCCAGUCCGGCCGCCUCGUCGACGGCUGCAAAGAGUGCUGUAGUCAAACAAAUGUCCGAAGUUGGAUUCGAACCAAAGAUGUCAUUGAAAUUCUCACACUACGCUAAAAUGUCCUUGAAACUACGUCGAUCUGCCCGCGGAGAUGAGGAGAAAACGAAACAGCAACAACAACAGCAGCAGCAACAACAAACACAAUCGAAUGAUAGCAAACGGCCCAGUUCAGAUUCAACGGGUACUUCAUCGGCUGGUGGCGGUAGUGGACAAUUGAAUAUUCAUGAAGGCAGCGGCGGUUCGGGUAGAGCAACACCUUUAAGCGAUAUACCGUUCGAGCUGGCCAAUGUCCAUUUCGAAAAGGUAGGUGAAUCCUAUAUCAAGCAUGAUAAGAAACUCGAGGAAGAACCAGAAGAUGGCGCUGAACAAGGCGAUCCUACGACCGAUAAUAUUUUAGCUAAUCUCGUGGAAGAAAUCAAUAAUUCUUUGAAAAUUUCUUCUUUAACCACCGAAAACUCGGGAGCGGUUCAUCAUUUUCAGCGUCGCUCUGAAAGUCGUGAACCCAUCGAACCGCGCAUUAGCGAAGAACGUGAAUCGGAUUCGAAUGAUUUGAUAAUACCGGAAGAUUUUCGUGCGGAAUUAGUUGAGAUUUUAAAGGGCUACAAAGAGGAACCGAUUUAUGUAAAUCUCAUAGAUUUGAAAAAAGAAACCGAAGAGGCGGAGGUGGCCGCUAAAAAGGCUUUAGAGGCGGCCACUUUGGGUUCUUCUCUAGAGAAGUCUCCUUUACAGUGUCCUAUUAUAGAAUUUGAACCGCCUUCUAGGCGUUCUUCUUUUGAUCCUCCCCGUUCACCUUUCUUAGAGACCUUACGCAGUCCGGGCGCUGAUACCGAUGUAAGUUUACAACGUUUAGAAUCGGGUGGUGAUAGCUUUGAAAUGGUGGAAGGCGAUCGCAAGUCCAGCAGGGCAGAAUCAAGUUUUGAUUGUCCCUAUUCCUCGCGUGAAACCAGUUUUGAUAUCUCACGCUACCAAUCCACCAGUUAUGAAGAUCAAUCUUCCAGUUUUGAAAUAGUAGAUAUGGAUGAAAAGGUGAAAAAGUCUAGUAUUGAUUUGAGAAAAUCUUCCAUAGAAUUAGUGGAUGCAGAGACUUUUCAAAGAAGCAAUUCCUCUAAUGGCAGGAAAUCUUCUUUGGAGACUCACUUUGAUUAUACCCCCUCCGAGGCUAGUGGUGCUGGCAUGGGUGUCUCCGGUAUGGGUUUGAGUACGGUUAGGUCCCCCAAUUUUCCCAUGACUAAGAAACAAAAGACCGAAACCUUUAGAUCUUUGCAUAUAUCACCCUUUAGUGCCUUUUCACGUGCACGCAGUCCUCUAUCCAAUCAAACUUCUUCGAAUUAUAGUUCACGUGAUAGCUACGACUCCAGUUCCUCCAGUGUGCCCCAUCAUGAGCCACCACAACGCAGUCCUUUUGCUGAUCCCAGUAAAAAACAUUUCCCCUUGACCAUCAAACAGAAAGAGGAAGAAGUUAAGACAUUCUUGUGCACCGAUCAAAGAUGUGCCUCGAUCUUUGAGCCACGACCCAGUUCGGUAUUGACACAACAAUUUUCCACCGGCUCUAUGUCCACACCCUCGGGUUAUGCCAAUGGCACACCCAGAGCUUUAAGUGCUGCUGGGGGUAGUAGUGCGGGCUGUGGGGGCUUUUCCUCAGGCAGUGAAUUUGAUCCGCCCUCUCCUAGACGAGCUACCAGUGCUUCACCCAAACAUACUUUUACUUUUCGUAUAGUCUUGAAAAAGGUGGACAGCUCUCCUGAAGCUUUAUGUCCCGAAAGACAUAGGAGUCGCAUAAUCGAUAGAUAUCGACGCAGAGAUAGUAGACGCAGGCGUUUACAAACUGUGGGCAAAAGUGUUUAGGACAAAUGGAGAAGAAUAGAGGAAUAAGUAGUUAAUGAAAUAUAGGUAAUACUGGGAAAGAUCUUCACUUAAGGGGAAGUAAAAUUUAGAGUAAAAUUAUAUAAUUAGGCAUUAAGCGAAAUUAUCAAACGAUUCUAAACUAAAGCUCAAGGUGUAGGUUAGAUAGAGUUUUAACAAAAAGGUUUUCUAAGCAGACAAUCUUUUUACUUUUCAUUUGGGAACCACCAGCAAAGAAACCAGGAAAGAAACUACAAAAAAGUCUGCCCGGAAAGUAUUAGUUAUGAAAAUAUUGAAACUAUUUAAACUUAAAAUAAAAAAAAACAAGAAAACACAAUUUUAAGGUUAAGGGAAAGUAAAAUAAACGUGUGGCAACUCUUUAAGAAAACAAAAGACAGAGUUGGAUAUUUGAAAAACUAAAAAAACAAAUGGUAUACGUUAUUUUGUUAACAAAUUGUGUUUUCUUUUCUUUUUUUCUAAAAAUUAAAAAAACAAGCGCCAUCUUAUGAUUGCAUAAACCCCCUCCCAUUUGAUAAUAAAAACAAUAAUUUUUUUCUUAAAAAAAAAACAAAAUCAUUUAAAUAUUUACAUAUAAAUGUGAAACUCCCUAUAAAAUCCAAGAACAAGCAGUUAAAUAAAUUUAAAUAUACAUCUUUUCCAUAUUUCAUAUUUCACAGUGUUGGUCAACUAAGAAGCACACUUAGGCAAACAAAAUAAUAACAACUAUGUUUUAGAUAUUUUUCUUCUAAAUCUAAAAUAAUUGUUUAAAUUAAUGUUUAAAUGUUUUAUGUCACCUAACUAGCACCAUUUAUAAGAAAACAAAUUCCCGUUUUAUAUUAAAAAAAUU